CGCGGCCAGACGUGCAAGUGGCGUUACCUACGCGCCGGGGUGAAACUUGCAAGCUCCCCCUUAUCGAGCUUUCAGAUGGCUGUGCCUUUUAGAUUUUGACGUUUUCUUCGUUUAUCUUUCUCCUGUUGUACCCUUUUUUUCUCUUUUAUUUUUUUUACACGGCUCCUUGUACAUUUCAGUAAGUUGUAUAUCAGCAGAAAAUCAUCCCCCGACAUGCCACGAAAAAUUGGAUUCAACGUCGUAUACGCAACCAGUGAAGAAGAUAGGCAUUCUUCUUUGGAGUUGAACAUUCAUGGACCGACGGUAAGGGGUUGGCAAAGUUCACGAAGAUGUACAUAUCCUCAGGAACUAAUUCUUCGUCUUCACGGUCCAACGAAACUUACGAGAAUACAGGUUUUAGCUCACCAAUAUCUAAUUCCGGAAAAGCUGGAAAUUUGGACGUCAAAAGAAGAGAAUGCAUCUGUCACAACAGACUUCAGUUAUUUGGGUUACAUUACAUUGUCGGACAAUGCUUCGACGAUGUACAAAAGCAGGGAGCUGAAAAGUGUCGCCCUUCCGGAGACAGAGGCUGUCUCGUUGAAAUUGAGACUGCACAAACCGCACAGUAACGCGCACAAUGUUUAUCAACAGGUCGGUCUUAUCGCUAUCAAUAUCCUUGGGGAACCUUACGGGCAAGAGUUGACUGGUCAGGGGGAUGCACCGUACAAUCCCCAUUACACCUCCCCAUACGAUGAUUUAGCAUUCGAAAUGUACGUCGAUCGUGAUGUCGCGAAAAUAAUCAGGCAAAUGGAGGCGAAGAAACUGCAGGCUGUGGAAGAGGAGAGGUUCGAGUACGCUUCGAAACUGAAGGUAGCGAUGGAGAAUCUUAGGAAAGCCGGUGAACGUCUUGGAAAGUAUGAAUUGGAAAAGAAAUACGCCAUAGCUUUAGAGGAUUACGAUAAGGCCAAAGCGAAGAAGGCUCAAGCGCAACAAUACAGGCAGCAGGUCUACCAAAGCUUAGAGGUGCAAGAUCUACUCGAACUUCAUGGGCCAUUGGAGAAAAAUAACAUGUCAUCGAUGGAGGGAAAGGAGCCCAUAUCGGUAGAUACGUGUACUUCGAAUGCGACCGCUGCUCCUGAAGACAUCACAUCUCCUCCGAGAUUGGUGAUUCCCCCGAAUCGAGACGGUGCUAUAUCGCCGACGGGUCCUGCACAUCAACCACCAGUUUCGCCUUUGCAUCAGAAACCGAACAGUCCUGAAGUAACUGAUAGCCCUACGAACGGUGUCGUGGAGAGGCAAAAUAAUUGCAAUAAAGGAUCUCUCAGGCGGAAAACAAAAUCUGCAGGACCGGCGCUUCGAUCCAGCUACGAAGCCUACGAGGAGAGGACGAUACCAGCUUUGAGACAUUCGCAUACGAACGAGUUUACUAGGGAGUGCCACAUGGACAACACGGAAUCGAAGGCGAUAUCGAAGCUGAACGACAGGGAGAAGAAGCAAGCUGCCUUACCCAUAGCAGUCUUCGGGAUGGAAAUGGUGGAGAAAUUCUACUCGAAACAAUUCACGGACAAGGAGGAAGGUUUGAUGCAGUUGAAGGAAGAAUUGAAGACGUUCGAUCCGGAAGUUUCGAAAAACUCGGCGAAUAAAACGGCGAGAGCAGCUAUUUUAUUAUUACAUAGAGCCCUUAGAGACAAAGUUUUCAGCGUGUAUAGUCUAGCAGCACAAUUGAUUAGAAUCUUCUUCUCAGAAUUCGCGGCAGACAGAGUAUCGUCAACGGAAAUUGCGAGAAGUGUAGAAAGACUGCUACCGGAACUGCUGACAAAAUCAGGCGACACUACCCCUAGGAUUCAUAACAUGGCAGUGCAUACGAUACUCAGUAUGGCGGAUUGUAAAUGCGUUAGGGAAUUGCAUAUUAUACCGGUGCAUCUGACACGACCUGUUAGCAGUAGUACACAUCAACGACUUGCCCUUAGCAGGCUAGAAAUGGUGGAACAAUUGAUUUUGAACCACGGCAUCUCUACUGAUAAGCAAAGCGGACUGACUUGUCGAACGUUAUCAGAGCUGGGCUCCUCGGGGUUGCACCAUCCAGCGGAAGCGGUCAGAAAAGUUUCAGAAAGGAUCUUAGUGCUAGUAUAUAAGGUGAAUCCUAGAUUGGUACGCAAGCAGCUACCCCCUGAUGAUGAUAUCACCAGGAGAAACUUAUUAUAUCGUCAAUUGUUUCACGAAUUCGAUCUGAUUGAUCUUCAGAGGAAAAAGGAAACGGAAGCGAGUCACAAAACAACGACACCCACACGGACAAAAUCGACGGAGAAUAACGUAGCAAACUUAACGAAAUCUCCUUCGCGAACUAGUCCUGUUGUUAGCACCGGAAGCUCAACGAGUAUAACAUCUCCGUCCGAGAAUAGUACAGAAUAUAAGGGUGACAAGAUAUGCAUAUUUUGCCUCUCCAAAGGCCAAGGGUAUUCCGAGGAAGGAUUAAAUAUUCAUUAUUGGAAAAGUUGUCCGAUGUUGACAAAGUGCGAGGCGUGCAAACAAGUGGUAGAAAUUUCGUAUUUGAAUUUACAUUUGUUAAACGAAUGUGAUAUGAGAAGCAAUUAUGUCAAGUGUGACACAUGCAGAUUAGCUAUUCAUGAGCAUUCUUAUGAAGAGCAUAGAAAAGAUAACAAGUGUACAAAACCCAUCGAUGGCUACGAUCGUUGUCCACUUUGUUCCACUCUUGUUAAUCAGAAUAAAUGGAAGGAACAUCUGAUGGGUGAACAUCCUUGCACAAACAAUCCACGAAACAAGCUAGCAAAAAGCUGUUCAAAGUCUCCAUCCAAUUCUCAAAAUCUUGCCGGAAAAAUGACCUCACCAACCAGUAGGGAUUAUUAGCAUCGACCGUCAACUUCGAGUUUUUCGGAGUGUAAAAAGUUUUAGAAAAGAUUUUUCUUUUGUUAUCAUUUAUAGUUUAUCUAUAUGUUACGAGCUGUCCAGCGUUUUUUCAUAUUUAUACUUAUAUUUAAAUGUUUUUUUAUAGAAAAACCCGUCCUUCAUUAGUAGAAAUCUCUGUGUUGAACGAAUUUCUAAUCGUAAGUUCAAAAACCCUCUAAUCUCUAGGAUCUAGGAAUCUUGUUAUCAACUAAAUUGAAAAUCGCGAACAUCUAAUAUGCAAUGUAAUUAAAGCUAGUAUCGACGAGACAGGCGAUAAGAUUAUUCAUCUUUUUCAAUUUUACCGUAAAGUAGAUGCAAGAAGUUUAAUACGAUUUAACAACGUAUUAUUACACGUUAUGGCAUUGGCCAUUUCAGAAUUAAUGAUUCCUCUACAUCCGGCCAUAUUUAUAAUAAUAUUUGUACUAUAAUCUAACAGCAAAAAUAUCCUGGAUCUAGUGGCCGAAGAUAAUAAAAGAAAAGGGUAUUUGUCGCUCAAACUACACACAAAAUAUUAUAU
Messenger RNA from Osmia bicornis bicornis, 3403 nucleotides. Its product is annotated as centrosomal protein of 104 kDa. Gene Ontology annotation, cellular component: cilium. Gene Ontology annotation, molecular function: protein binding. The transcript has 16 exons. The coding region runs from base 214 to 2847 and encodes 877 amino acids. The record is from RefSeq and is a predicted model, not a curated record. Lineage: Eukaryota; Metazoa; Arthropoda; Insecta; Hymenoptera; Megachilidae.